Messenger RNA from Caenorhabditis briggsae, 891 nucleotides. NCBI's taxonomy places the organism in Eukaryota, Metazoa, Nematoda, Chromadorea, Rhabditida, Rhabditidae. The record is from RefSeq and is a predicted model, not a curated record. The transcript has 4 exons. The coding region runs from base 1 to 891 and encodes 296 amino acids.
AUGAUUGAUGAAUAUUCCUAUCAGUUCAAUCCGACGCGAGUUUUUUUCUAUUCUUUCUUCUUACUCUAUAUUGGCUUUUUAGUAUUGCCUGUUCUAGUUCUACCGCUAUAUAUUAGCGUGUUCAGGUCAAAUAGAGAGCGGGAAAGGGAGACUGCUGUGUACCCAAUAACUCUACAUUUUUAUCGGUUGAUUUAUGUGUAUUACAGUGUUUUUAUUUUGGAAUUUGUAGUUUUUCAAGCAGUGCUCAGACAUUAUCCAGCUAGUUUUAAACCAUAUACCAUGGAAAACUUCUCAAUUUCCUAUGCAAUUUUCUUGCUGGCUAUUCUAUUAAUGUUCAACUUGGCCUAUACCCAUCAAGCUCUUUUGUCCCUUUUGGCCCUUCAAAGAUUCCUUUUAUAUUUUUUCCCCGAUCUAGAGUCUCGUAUCAAUUUUGGAAUGAAGAAUACAACAAGAUUGAUUUAUGGAAUACAUUCAUUGUGUCUGCUUCCAUUCCUCUUAUUUUCCAUUCUCACAAGAAUCGCGUUUUGGUUCGGUAGAGCAGAUUUGUACGGUCCAUCAGUGACGACUAAUUUUCUUAAUACACAAAUCACCGUUAUAAUUUUUUUGCCCAUCGCUGUCUCUCGAGGAGUUGUGAGCUUUACAACCGAUUCAAAAAAUGAUGCAAAAACCGAUUUCGACACUUCAUUUAUGUCAUUUCAAUUGGACUUUCUAUCAACCCCAUUAUUGAUUGAGAUACCGUAUCUAUUUUGUAAUCGACGGAACGUGGAGGAAAUGAGAAAACGAUUAUCAUUCAAAUAUUUGUGGUCUAAAAUAUGGAAUCGAAAUAAUCAAGUUGGAGGAAUUGAUAAUAGUGAUAAUCAAAUUUUUAUUGUUCAAUCAACUCAUUCCUAG